Molecule: messenger RNA, 2013 nt
Organism: Lodderomyces orthopsilosis Co 90-125
Lineage: Eukaryota; Fungi; Ascomycota; Pichiomycetes; Serinales; Debaryomycetaceae
Exons: 1
Coding region: 1-2013 (670 amino acids)
Source: RefSeq, a predicted model, not a curated record
AUGUCUAUUGAUAUACAAGACGGCGCCACAUCAACACCCCUAAAAUUAGCAUCAAAUCUACGACUGCAGCACUCAGAUGGAAAUGAAUCGCAUAAACCGCAAAACAACACUAAUAAUGAGCCACACAAGGACGACGAAGUAGUCAAAACUAGUGGUUCAACAAAUGGAAGUCAGAAAGAAUCAGGACAAAGCAAUGACCGACGCAUAUCGAUAAAGUUUAAAGAUAUGAACUCUACUAAUGGGACCGCUCCGCUUAUUGAUACUAGUAGCAUCAAGUCCUACUACCCUAUUGACAAUUCUUGGCAACAAACUCAAUCACCUCUGCAAAAGUAUUCAACACAACGACUAACUUCAGAACUGGAGAAAUCACCCACAGUAUUCCCCAUGAGUAAUAAAAAUCGAUCAGAUAGCAGCAUAAAAACACCAAGAUAUAAUCAACAUAAGCGCAGAUCAACUUCCUCGUCAACUUCCUCAAUAACGACUCCACCAGCAGUAUCCAAAUCGAGUGACAACUUACGUAUUUUGCUAGAUAGAGAACGAAUUACCCCACCAGUACUUUCUCGAGAUGAUGGUGGCUCAGGAUACUUCAACUUGGACAGAACUAAAUGGAAAGGCGGUGCCGCACAAUCUAUUAUAAAUGGAAUAGGUGGGAAAUCUGAUCGCUUAAAGCUGUCGGUUGUGGGUGAUAGUCCUGGUUUACUAAGCAGUCCUUGGUUCAGAGAUUUGAAAGGUGGUAAUGUCAAUGCUAAUUCUGGUGGCUCUAGUGCCAAUGCCAGUACCCAGAGUUUACAUACGCAUAAGAUGGAGCAUUUAAGAAAAGAGCAAAAGAAUCGAUUAGUUGAUCAGUUUUUAAAUUCAUCUAAAAAGAUUCCUCCUUCACCCGGAAGUGAAAUGAAUGGUAGUAGGUAUUUCAAUGAGGACUUAUUACCUUCAUCUUUGCUGAAUAGUCAUGUCAACUUGAGUGCAUUGACGCCAUUGAAACCUAGUAAAGGAGGUACACGAGGAGGCGCUAGUGAAUGGAAGAAACCACCUGAUGAUUUGGGUCAAGAUAAAGAAGCGGUAGAGCAAGUUAGUAAGGAAGCGCAUUUGCAACGAACACUUGAUCGUGAAGUAAAUUUGGAUGAAAAACUGGCAAGGUUAGAGAAACAAGAGGAGAAAUUGGAAGAUGAGGAGAAGAGAGUUGAGGCGGAAACACCGCAAAUGAAACCACAUUCGAUGCAACCACUACCACCACAACAACUAGAGCAACAGCCACAGCUGCAAAAGCAAAUUGAAUCGGUGUUGAGUAAUGUUAGUAACAUGAGUGGUGGUCUCGGUAAUAACUUACCUGCAUAUGCGAGUGAGGAUUUAGUUAAUAACGUAUUAAGCAAUGGCGGGUUUCGAUUUGAAUAUGACACAAAGCAUGUAAUCGAAGAUGAUAAACUUGUCAAUUACUUGAUUAAUAUUGACAAUGUUUUGGAAGAGUUGGAGAAACGCAAACACCACCAUAGCAGCUAUAGAAGGAAGCAUGUUAGUACCACGGAUGAACAAUACGGUGACUUAAUCAAAAUAUUAACCACCAUUUCCGAAAAAGUGUUGAUCAAAACAAGGGCCCUAAUAUAUGCUAAAACAAAUCCAGCUAAAGCAACAAUUUUACAACUUGAUCUUGUAUCACAAUAUUUAAGAACGCUUCAUGACCUGAUGCAUCAAUUACGACAAGACUUGGUGGCCAAAUUAUCCCAAACUCGUGAUAACAAUAAAUCAGUAAUUAGUGAUAAUUUAUCCAAAUUGAAUGAAAUUGAUUCAAAUUUGAAUAAUCUUGAGGCAACAACUAAUCGAUACAAGGAUAAGAUUAUGCAACAAAAGCAAUUGAUGAAGAAUGAGGUCAACGAUAAAUUGAAUUUGUUGGAGGAGAUUAAUAAACUGAUACAUAUGCAUAACCAGAAUAAACGGAACAAACGUAUUAUUCGGCUUAAUGUGGUAUUUGCAGGGUUGGUUGUGUUGGUGGGAAUAUAUUUGGGGGUAAUGAGAUGA